UCAUAGCGGAAACUUGGAGACUUGGACACCCGGGUCGGUGAAGUGAUCUCUAGACCCCAGUCCUACAUCUGCCACCAUUCCGUGCUGCGGGGAUACCAUGGCUCCAGAAGAGGACUCCGGAGGGGAGAACUUAGCGGGCAGUUUCUGGGAGGCUGGCAACUAUAGGCGGACAGUGCAGCGGGUUGAGGACGGGCACAGGCUGUGCGGGGACCUGGUCAGCUGCUUCCAAGAGCGUGCUCGCAUCGAGAAAGCCUAUGCCCAGCAACUGGCAGACUGGGCCCGCAAGUGGAGGGGUGCUGUUGAGAAGGGCCCACAGUAUGGCACACUGGAGAAGGCCUGGCAUGCCUUCUUCACCGCAGCUGAGCGGCUAAGCGAGCUGCACUUGGAGGUGCGGGAGAAGCUGCAUGGGCCAGACAGUGAGCGUGUGCGCACCUGGCAGCGAGGGGCUUUCCACCGGCCAGUGCUGGGCGGUUUUCGGGAGAGCCGGGCUGCGGAGGAUGGUUUCCGAAAGGCCCAGAAGCCCUGGCUAAAGAGGCUGAAGGAGGUUGAGGCUUCGAAGAAGAGCUACCACGCAGCCCGGAAGGAUGAGAAGACAUCCCAGACUCGAGAAAGCCACGCAAAGGCAGACAGCGCCGUGUCUCAGGAGCAGCUGCGGAAGCUGCAGGAGCGGGUGGGACGCUGCGCCAAGGAGGCGGAAAAGACAAAGACCCAGUAUGAGCAAACCCUGGCAGAGCUAAAUCGCUAUACCCCACGCUACAUGGAGGACAUGGAGCAGGCCUUUGAGAGCUGCCAGGCUGCUGAGCGCCAGCGGCUUCUCUUCUUCAAGGAUAUGCUGCUCACCUUACACCAGCACCUUGACCUCUCCAGCAGUGACAAGUUCCAUGAACUUCAUCGAGACCUGCACCAGGGCAUUGAGGCAGCCAGUGAUGAUGAGGAUCUGCGUUGGUGGCGUAGCACACAUGGGCCGGGCAUGGCCAUGAACUGGCCACAGUUUGAGGAGUGGUCCUUGGACACACAGAGAGCAAUCAGCCGGAAGGAGAAGGGUGGCCGGAGCCCUGAUGAGGUUACUCUGACCAGCAUUGUGCCCACAAGAGAUGGCACUGUACCCCUGCCGCAGUCCCCAGCAUCCCCAGGCACUGGGCAGGAUGAGGACUGGUCAGAUGAGGAGAGUCCCCGGAAGGCUGCCACUGGUGUGCGAGUACGGGCACUUUAUGAUUAUGCUGGUCAGGAAGCUGAUGAGCUGAGUUUCCAAGCAGGGGAGGAGCUGCUGAAGAUGAGUGAGGAGGAUGAACAAGGCUGGUGCCAGGGUCAGUUGCAGAGUGGCCGCAUUGGCUUGUAUCCUGCCAAUUACGUGGAGUGUGUGGGGGCCUGAAUGCCCUGACAGCCCUACUGCAGUGUCUCUCCAUUUUGGGCAAGAGCCCAGCCCUUCCUGGACUGCCAGAACUGAGGGCCCUGAACCAUGUGUUGCUGCUGUCCCUCUGUUCCCAGAGCGAGGACAUUUUAGGGCCCAUGAAGGGGAGGGGCCUGUGUUUGGUAAGGGACGCAUAGGGAAGGGCCAAGUAAAUAUAGGUUGAAGGAAGGAUGGGAAGGUUGGAGGUGACAGAGGGUUCAGGGGUGCUUAAGCCUGCCCAGGAGCACUUGGUGUCCCAGGAGUGGAGGAUCCAUUUCUUAAACUGUUUGGAAGUUUCUGGAGUGGGGUUGGAGUGAGUGUAGUUUUGGGCUAGCAGCAUACUCUUUUGUUGACUUGUAGUGUGUAUUAAACUUGGUGAAAAAAAAAAAA
This is a messenger RNA of Nannospalax galili (Upper Galilee mountains blind mole rat), 1780 nucleotides long. RefSeq names its product protein kinase C and casein kinase substrate in neurons 3 (gene Pacsin3). Gene Ontology annotation, biological process: plasma membrane tubulation; regulation of endocytosis; cytoskeleton organization. Gene Ontology annotation, cellular component: plasma membrane; endosome; cytoplasm. Gene Ontology annotation, molecular function: protein binding; phospholipid binding. Lineage: Eukaryota; Metazoa; Chordata; Mammalia; Rodentia; Spalacidae. The record is from RefSeq and is a predicted model, not a curated record.